GCUUUGCCUCGUCUUUUAAAAGUCAAUUAUAGCAACAACCAGGGGCAAAAGCGCUUUUUCAUCUGAACCCGCAAUUCACGCUCAAAAAAAUCACUCCAAAAAAAAUUAAAAACAAAUAAAAAACAGUCAACGACAUUGAUUCCCUAUUCUCAUCCCCACAUUCGCACCAUACGUGUGAACCCCUCACUGGCUCGAAAUUCAAUAAACUUUUUUCUCCCGCUCUUUCAACCAAUAUAAUUUUGACACGUGGAAUCGCCCCCACUCUAUCAAAUACCAAAGCAAAACUUUUUUCACUAGCUGAGUCGACUCGUUGUCCCCACUCGACCAUUCUCUCUUAACCGACCGAGUCACAACUCGGUCCUUACCCCCAACACCAUCAUCAUCAUCAUCGAUAUCACAUAAAAUCUCGACGCCCUUUCUUUCUUCUCCUCAUUAUGGGUUUAGUGUUCUUAAAGUCCAAACCACCACUCAUCUUAUAUAAGGCUUUCAGCUCGAUAAGAUUUCGGGCCUGGUUAUGGCGGAGCCGACGAUGAACUCGCCGUCCGAUACGGUACCCGGAACUCCGGGAAUCCGGGAGGUCAGGGCCGAAACUAUGUCGGAGACUUUUAACUUUAUGCCGGGUUCGGGUGGUGGAGAAUGUGAAAUUCAGGGAAUACGGAGGGUGAAUAUGAGAGCAGAGAUUGACACUUCUCCGCCUUUCGGGUCGGUCAUGGAGGCGGUGACCCGUUUCGGUGGCCACGGACCUUGGAUUCCUUAUAAUGAUAACGAAGAAUUUGACUUGAAAAAAGUGGAAGAACAAGCAGCAGAGCUGGAGAAGGAUCUAAUAGUCAAAGAACUUGAAACACUUGAUGUCCUUGAAGAACUAACGACAACAAAAAGGAUUGUGGAAGAAUUAAAACGACAACUCCAGCAAGAAGCUCUGAAAUGUCUGGCAGUUCAGUCAGACAAGAAUUCAGAUGAACAGAUCAAAGAAAUGAACAACAAGAACCAAGGAAAUGUAGUUAAUAACAAGCAUGAUCAUCAAAUAAUGGGAAAUUCAAGUCCUUGUCCAACUUCUUCAGAUUUGAUCCUUAUGGAGUUGAAGCGUGCAAAACUCAACCUUGGUAAAACUAUAAAUGAUCUUGGAGUGAUUCAAAACUCUGUUGAAACUUUAAAUAAGAAAAUGAGAAAAGAGAAAGAGAUAAUUGAAAAAACCCGAGAGAAGCUAACGACCAAGUUUGCAGGGGUGUUGUCACAGGAGGACGAGGUGGAAAACUCAAGGGUCAAGCCACAAAUGCCAGUAAUGGAUGAUGGAGAAACUAAUAGGAUUUUCGAGAACUCGAAAUUUGAUUCAAGAGAUGAUCAGUGCUUCAUAAAAAUGGAUGUGCCUGCUAAAUCAGAGGUUCCAAGAACAAUGCCAAGUAAUGAACAGUACUCGAUUAUGACUGCUGAAAUGAGGUUGAUUGCAGCUAAAAAGAUGAGAGAAGCAGCAAAGGCAGCUGAAGCUGUUGCUUUCGCCGAGAUCAAAGCAUUGACUAACAGCGAAAACCCGCCUCAGUUUCUCUUUUCUGAGCCUGAUCACAAGAUGAGUUUCAACUUCCAAGUUCAAUCUCCUCUCUACUGUAAGCCUCAUGAAGCUGUGGAUUGGUCGAAGAAGAAACUGGCUGAUGCCAUGCUUCAUAUUGAUGAAGCUCAUACUUCUAAGCUGGCUAUACUGAGGAAGUUAAAGGAAGCAACCGACGAAAUCAAGUACAGCAAACAAGCCUUGGAAGAGGCUUUGAGCAGAGUAGAAGUUGCCAACAUGAAGCAAAACGCUGCAGAAGAGGCUUUCCAUAGAUGGACUGCUCCUGAUCAUAAUAGGAAGAGGCCGGUGGCUGCUGCUGGCGCUUACAGUCCUUUUUCGCCAAGAAUAAACAUCUUCCACCCUCCUGAUCAUCACAAGGGUUCCCCUCUAAAUGAUGUUCACAGGGAAGGUUUAAUUGAUAAUCAUCAUCAUUGUCCAAAGCCUCUUUUGAAGCCCACAAUCUCAAUGCGAGAUGUGCUUAGAAAAAAACAAAACGUGUCUGAAGAUUAUGUUGCAAGAAAAGAACCUCAUCAUCAUCAUCAUGAGAGUGGCCAUGGCCAUGGCCAUGGACACUCUGAUCAAACUCACAAAGUGGCUUUGAGCGAAAUGCUUCAAGCCUUAAGAAAUGAUUUGAGAUUUUCUCCUAAAGCUGAGAAAGAGGUAAAUAAUGAUCGUGAGGUUCAUCAGAAGCAACAACUAUUAACUCAGAGAAAGAAGUUUGGGUUCAUUCAGAUUUCACUUCCCUUGAGUAAGCCAAGCAAGAAAAAAACACAACCUACGAAUUGACAUAUUUUUGGCUACCAAGAUUAAUGUCUUUCCUGUUUGUCUUGAUAUUGAGUAUUGGGUUAUGGUGUCUUUUUCUUUUUCUUAUUGUAUUUUGUUAGUGUUAGUAAAUAAGAUGGUUUACUUUACUGACUAUAUAUAUGUAGAGUAAAGGGUGUUCAUGUGAUUGUUUGAUUUGUAUUGUGAAAUUAAGAUUUUCAGGUACGUUGUUAUUGAUUGUUGUUACUGAAAUGGGAUUGCAGUGGGAAUGAACUUUGUGCUUAUGUACUGUUUAUCA
Messenger RNA from Cannabis sativa, 2603 nucleotides. RefSeq names its product WEB family protein At2g40480. Lineage: Eukaryota; Viridiplantae; Streptophyta; Magnoliopsida; Rosales; Cannabaceae. The coding region runs from base 515 to 2329 and encodes 604 amino acids. The transcript is spliced from 2 exons. The record is from RefSeq and is a predicted model, not a curated record.